Messenger RNA from Solea solea (common sole), 6729 nucleotides. RefSeq names its product zinc finger protein 865. Gene Ontology annotation, biological process: regulation of transcription by RNA polymerase II. Bases 1130 to 5482 code for a protein of 1450 amino acids. NCBI's taxonomy places the organism in Eukaryota, Metazoa, Chordata, Actinopteri, Pleuronectiformes, Soleidae. The transcript is spliced from 5 exons. The record is from RefSeq and is a predicted model, not a curated record. Gene Ontology annotation, molecular function: DNA-binding transcription factor activity; RNA polymerase II cis-regulatory region sequence-specific DNA binding.
AUAUGUGGAGGUUUAAGCUAGAGUCAGAGUGCAGCCACACGGUGAAUGUGUCGUGAGCCCCACUGGUGCUACCCGGAAAUAUUACAAGGGCCGGAAAGGACCAGUGUUAAGGGAGCACACGUCACUCACUUUAGCCCAAAAAUAUUAUCACCGACCAUCCAAAUCCUCCCUCGGCCGUCGAAAUAUUUAGCAAAAGUUCCAUGCAAGCGCAGACCGUCGUAGUGGAAUGGCGUGGAGGCGGCUGCAGUGUCCGUCGGCGUUGAUUUGUGGCCGCUCAGUGUAAAGCGUUCUCUCGGCUCAGCAUCAGUGAAAUGGCUCUGGCUAACGACUGGAAAACAGCACGCAGAAAUGGAAGCGCUCGUAGCUAGCUAGGCGGCGAGAAGAAGAAGAAGAAGAAGGCGUGACAGGCCUCAUCCAUCUACAACUGUGCUCCGCGACUGGAACCGUAGGAUUGCUGGUGUGCAUUAAAACGUGAAGCGGUCGUAUAUUCUACAGAUUAACUCACACAUCUGCCUGGGAAGCUAAUUCUCCGUCUCUGCUCGUCGCAUCGAUCUGAGGAAACGGACAGGUUGACCUCCAUUUGCUGCUCCCUGAGGUCCAGUUUAACACUUAUGACUAAUGAAUAUUUUCAUGCUGAAAAGGUAAACCUGGAUAAGGGACUGAAAUUGUCCUGAUUUAAGAUUUAGGAACUUCUUGGCUGCACACGGAUGAGGACACUUGCUUAGAUGAAGGAAAAUGUCAACGCUGUAACUCAAAGGCAACAAGACGAAGCUAUUAGAACUGCUUCUCAGUAAAGCUGUUAAAAGUAAUUUUGAAAUUAGGUGGAACUCUACUAUCUACUUGUCAAAAAGACACUUUUACCCUUUAAUCGUAAACUCAUCUUCCCCCACUUGUUUUGGAAGUAAAGUGUGGGCAGUGGAUGGUCAAGAGGGAGUAUCCGCACCAGAAGUAAACAAUCUGGAGAAGGAACUUUAGAUUUAAGCUGACAUUCAAGUAGUUGUGAAAAAAAAAAUAGCCUUACCUCAACCUUAAGUCAAGUUUUGUCUUUCACCAGUCAUUGGUGGGAUCAUUUUUGGGCCUAGUGCUUGGAGGUUUGGCCCCUGCACCCACAUGUGCCAGUGAGUGGGAAAUGUUCCAAUUUGGAAAAUACAAUUUGGACAUUAUAGAAAUGUUAAGUGGGCAUCAGGCCCACCAAUUCAAAGGCCUUGGUUUAGAUCGACAACUUCAGCAUCAACAGCAAGUGCAACUUCACCAGCAUCAACUCCAGCAGCAGCAGCAGCAGGCUGAAUCUUCUGGAGCUCUACUGUCUGGACUUGGCUUGGGCCCCCUGCAGGGGUCUAGAGGUAACGCCUUUUCUGAUUCUGCCUCCAUUUUUGCCAAGAUGAGUGCCCCUCCUCCCCCACCUUUACAACAACAGCCCUCUUCAUCUCAAAGCUCUCGUUCAAAGUCAAGCAAGAUGAGCAGCAGCAGCUCAAGCCAUUCCUCAGGCUACCCACAAUUCCUGCGCUCUUUCCAUCCGUCUGAGGCAGCACUAGCACAGGAACAGUUACACUCAGGUGUAGGCCGUUUUGAGCACUUUGCUGGGGGAAGUAGCAGUAGUGGGAGUGCUGGGGGAUUAGGAGGAUUAGUAACAUCAGCACCCCCACCCCCUCCCCCUCUACAUCCUGGCCUUUCUGUCCCCCAAGCAUCACCUGGUCCCUCUUCUUCUCCUUCCCCUUCAACCUCUGUGGCCACCUCCAGCAGCAGUGCAGUCAGCUCAUUGGGACACCAGUUGGUUGGGGCCCAGUCUGAUGCACGCAGCCUUCACCAACAGUUUAGUUGCAUGUUAGCUGCUAAUCAGUAUUUCCUUUCUGGGGUGCCUACUAAUGCUAGUUUAGAGCAAUUUCUUGUUCAACAGGGAACCCAUAACCACUUAGGAAUUGGGUUAAGUCAGACAGGUGGGGAGCCUAGUACUAGCCUUGCUCCGCCUCCCGCUUUGCAUUCUCACUCACAUGCCCACUCCACCUCUCAGUCACAGCAGAAUCCACAGCAGCUUUCCCAGCAGCAACAGCUCCCUCCUCAUACACUUUCUCACCCUCAUUCUCAUCCUCACCACCCGCUUCACCCAUCCUCGCAACCCUCCUCGCUUAGUGGCUUUGAUUUCCAAGGCAUCCCUGUACUGUCAUCAAAUCAGAUAGCAUCUCUGAUGCAACAGGAAGCAGGUUUGCCACUCUCUUUGCCUCUCCAUUUAUCAUUAUCUAAAGAUGAUGGUAAAGGGGAAGGCACUGGAGGUGGAAGUAACAGCAGUAGGAGGAAGAAGGCUAUGGCUGGUUAUUUACCACAGAGAAAAUCUGAUGGUGGUAGUAAUAGCAGCAGCAGCAGCCAUGGUCAUAGCAGCCACAGUGGUAAUCCCAGUAGUAGUAGUGGAGGGCUUAGUCAUGGUCAACCACCAGCUUUAAUUGGGAGUGGGGUAGGAAUGUCUAAUAUGGGUGGAGACCCAUCAUCACUUCUUGCUUCAUCAUCAUCAUCCUCAUCAGUAGUUUCUUCCUCUUCCUCUUCUGCUCCCUCUUCCACUGCUGCCUCAGUUCUAGUUACUAAUGAUUCUCACCUUUCUAAAUCUGAUAACCAGAACUCAUUGCAGCCCAACCCCACUGACACCGUUUAUAGCUGUGGGGAUUGUGGCAAAAGCUUCCCUCACCUUUCAAGCCUUCGCAGGCAUUUGCGCAUGCAUGAGCCAACCACAGCAGGCACUAGCAAUACUGCCACUACUGGCCCAAACCCUAUUCACAUUAAAAUGCAAUCAGACCCAAGCCUACCCCAUUCGACCCAAGAAACUAUCCAACCCACAUCCAAUUCUUGUCCUAGCCCAGACAAACUAUUUAAUUGCCCUGAUUGUGGCAAAGGCUUUAAGAAAAAAGGGCACCUCCUGCAACAUGGUGUGAUACACUCUUCUGCCCGCCCAUAUGGCUGCUCCACCUGCUCUCGGGCUUUUAAUCGUAGAGAGUCACUGACACGCCAUGAGAAGAUACAUGAGGAAAAGCCCUUCCGAUGUCCUGCCUGUGGUCGUGCCUUCCGUGAGAGCACAUCUCUUCUCAACCAUGCUGCCUCAGGCACCUGCGGCAAGCCAGGCUACCAUGAUGAUCAUCGUUCUCAAGGCAAUCCAUCUCCAUGCUACUCUGGUGCCUCUCCCUGUGGAAGUGGGAUGGCGGGCCCAGCUCUGAGAAAGGCACCCUUGGCCCCAACACUGCAUCCACACUCACAGAGCCACAGCCAGCUCCACCAUCCGCAGCAACAGCCCCACCUGCCCCUUUCUUCUCUACUGGAUGACUCAGAGGAUGAUGUCACUAGCUCUGUCAAUAAUGCAAUCUCUGCUAUAACAGCAGCUAGUAACAGUGGAAAUAGAGGGGAUGAUAGGGGAGACAUCAUAGGAGGUCUGCUAGGUGGUCUUGGUCUAGGUCCUCUGAGCUCACCUUCAUCCACAUCUGGUAUGGAUAAGAAUUUCAGAGGUGGUGGGAGUCAGGAGGCUCUGAGUACCAACCCACAGAAUCCCACAUCCAAACCAAAACGUCCCCGUAAACCCAGAGCCAAGAAAGAUCCUGCAGUUGGGGGACAACCCCCCAAACGUAGGCAAUACACCCCCAGAAUGGGGCCCAGUGGGCUCCCACGCACUCACCUGUGCAGUGUCUGUGGUAAGGGAUUUGCACGUCGCGAGACGCUACGCAGACAUGAUCGCAUCCAUACUGGAGAAAAGCCCCAUCACUGCACAAUUUGUGGAAAGUAUUUCAGAGAGGCUUUUCACCUGAGCAAACAUCAAACAGUCCACUCUGGGGCGAAAAAUUUCAAAUGCAGCAUCUGUGGGAAAGAAUUUGGUUACUCCCAGAGCCUCAGAAGGCACAGCAAGCUGCAUCAGAAAGGGGAGCUGGAAGAGGUGCCUACAACACCAGCUGCAGAAAACCCUAACAGCUUUAACCCAAACCCUCAAUGUAGCGUGGCCCAAGACAGGAGCCAGAACCAAGUACCAAGCACCUCCUCCUAUUACUCCUAUCCUCAAGAUGUCAAGCCUCAAGAUACCAAUCCCCAGGCACAGCCUCCACCCCCACCCCAACCACAACCCUUACCUCCACCUCGACUCUACACCUGUGCUAUUUGUUGGAAAUCUUUCCGCCAUCACUUUCACCUGACGGCUCAUCACCAGACAGUCCAUGAAAGUGGGGGUGAAAAGCUCUUCAGUUGUGAGGUCUGUGGGAAAGCAUUUGCCUACUCCAAUAGCCUCACUCGACAUAAGCAGUCACAGCAUGGCCUGACACGUAGUGAACAGUCUAACCCACAAGACGGCAGCAGUGGGUCUGGAGACAACCGAGGUGGGAGUGAUGUUAAUCAGUCGACAUCAGAGAGUGAGGCUGCCACCAAUGUCCUGCUACAGAUGGCUCCUCCCACAGAAGGCCAUGGAGAGGAGAGUCUGAGUGUUGUGACUCAUAGCCAUCAACAGGCACCCUCACACCAUCCAGCUGGUUACUCUCCCCUUUUUUAUGAUGCUGCAGCAGCUCAAACAUCAGCUUCUAAUGCCCCAUCUUUCUCACAGCCUCUGCCUCCAAACUCUACAAUCAUGCCCCCGCAGCACCCACACUCACCAGCCGGGGUGAAAGGAGAGCACAUAUACCCAGCUGGAUCCCGUAGCCGUACACUUCACACCACAGCCCCAUUCCAGCCCCUCACGGAACUACCUUCCACUGAACAUCAUCAUCUGCAUCACCAUCAUCAUCACUCCCACCAUCAUCCUCAUCAUCUGUCAGGUACCCAGUCCCACCAGCAACUUGGCUGCAGCAUCCAGUUAUCACAUGAUGAAAUGAGACGACACAAGAAGAAAAAAAAAAAGUCCAACAGGACAGAUUGGAGAGAAAAUAAGUGUGAACCCCAAGGUUUAGUCAGAUUUGAUGGAAGUAAAAAGAAGAGAAAAAUUAGUUGUACAAUAAGAGGGCAAUUGAAUAAAAAACAAGGCUCUCUUCGUUUGACAAUUAGGCGUGGAGGAGGAACAGGUGGUGGUGGGUAUAAGCUUGUCAACCCUGGGGGAAUGAAGGUGCAGAUCCUGUCAUCUCUCAAAGUCCCAGUGAAACGUUUUGGCUGUCCAAUAUGCCCCAAUUCUGUGUUUUCCUGUAAAGCGGGACUUCUCGUCCACAUGGCAGUUAAGCAUCCACAAAAAGCCUCCACCGCUCAAGAGCGACUAAGUUGCUGUGUAUGUGGGAAGCAGUCUCACAGGCCUUUGGCAGCCUUCAUUCAUCGGGCCUCCCAUCGCGCCAGAGGGACUUUCUCCUGCCGACGCUGCUCUGCUCGCUUUUGGAAUGCUACACUGCUUCACAGGCACAAGGUGUCCUGCCGCCGUCGUGCUAAAGGAUUGCAGCGAGGAGAUGCCAACAGGCUGAAGCUUUCAAAGAGACCAGGAGAGAGACAGACCUGUGAAGCUCAGGAGGAAAUGCCACUCCUACGGGAACCGUACCGAUACUGAGCAUCUUCACAUAAGAGGACUUUUUCAGGUCUAAAAUGGGAAUCUGAGAAAAAAAAAAGGGACAUGAAAAGGCAUUUGUUGCCUUUUAGAUGAAUUUGUUUCAUGUCUCUGUUGACAUUGUUCUGCUGACUUAUUAGAAUGAGUGUGUUAUCAACUACUGUAGAGCAUCCUAUAAAAUAUCACCACAAAUUCUUCCACUUUAUAUUGGAAGGUGUCUUCAAAGACGUGACUGUUUGCAUAGGAUCAUUAACCCCUUAAGUGCAUUGACACUAUGCUUGGCUGACACUGUGCAGUUACUAGACAAGUUUAGGUGAAAUUACCUGCUAAUGUAUCUCUUUACCCUCUUAACUAGAAUCCCUGCUACACUUUUUUGCUGUAUGAUAAACGUCUCUGCUCUGUACUAUGUCUUGUUGUUGUUCACGUAGAGGCUCUGAGGAUUUUUUUUUUAUGUAAAGUGCAUUUAUUAGGUUUAGGGACAUGGGGACAAAUACCUUUUGUUGAUAGUUUGUCAGUGCAUGUUUGUUCUCUGGUCAAGUUUUUUGCUGAGGUUGUAAAAUCACUCCUACAGUAUGUGAUGGUUUAUUCAGUAUAUCCCCAGAAGUUUGUAGUGUACAACUUGAUUUUAAAGUAACUCUAUAUUCCCUAGUGAUUUAAUCACUCAUAGAUAAAAUGUCAAAGUUGCUGGUAAUUAGCAUUUCAAGGAUUCUGUGUCCCGCCAAAAUGAAGAAUCUUACAAAAGCCUUGCUUAUUAUGUUCACUUUACUGCAUUUAUUUGAUAUUCCUAGCUUUUAUACAAAGAGAUUGAAAACAAGUGGACUGUAACACAAUGUUUAUCUCAUGGUAUUUGUAUGCUCUUUUUAGCGGUGAUUAUUUCUACAGUACUUCACAGCGUGUUUAAGACAAGGACCUAUAAUAAUAAUAAUAAUAAUAAUAGAAGCUAAUGUAAUAUUCCAUGUAUUUACGUGUGUAACCCAAUCUGUUUUCAUGCCAAUCUUACACUUAACCCCCCUUUAUGUUUUUACUUUUUGCUGAGUUGCAAUCAUACUCUUACUGUCAAACCUUGUUUUUUUUUCUUUUGAAGAUAAAACAAGCUCAUCUUCAUUCACAUACAAAGUGUUCAUACCCUUGUCAAGCCUCAUUUUAUUUCUUCUAAAGGAAAAUAAUAGUUUUAGUAGAUUUCUAUCACAUUAUUUACUGAGAAGUCAGUAGUUGAUUAUAUUUCAACAAUGAAUAAACCUUAAGUGUAA